AUGUGGGUCCGGAGCGGAGCGCGGGGCGCGCUACUGCUGACACUCCUGCUCUGCUGGGACCUGAGGCUGAGCCAAGCAGGCACUGAUUCUGGCAGCGAGGUGCUCCCAGACUCCUUCCCGUCGGCGCCGGCAGAGCCGCUGCCCCACUUCCUGCGGGAGCCGCAGGACGCCUACAUCGUGAAGAACAAGCCGGUGGAGCUGCGCUGCCGUGCCCUCCCCGCCACGCAGAUCUACUUCAAGUGCAAUGGCGAGUGGGUCAGCCAGAACGACCACGUCACGCAGGAGAGCCUGGACGAGGCCACCGGCCUGCAGGUGCGAGAGGUGCAGAUUGAGGUGUCGCGGCAGCAGGUGGAGGAGCUGUUUGGGCUGGAGGAUUACUGGUGCCAGUGCGUGGCCUGGAGCUCUGCGGGCACCACCAAGAGUCGCCGGGCCUACGUCCGCAUUGCAUACCUGCGCAAGAACUUCGAUCAGGAGCCUCUGGGCAAGGAAGUGCCCCUGGACCACGAAGUUCUCCUGCAAUGCCGCCCACCAGAGGGGGUGCCUGUGGCCCAGGUGGAAUGGCUCAAGAACGAGGAUGUCAUCGACCCCACCCAGGACACCAACUUCCUGCUCACCAUCGACCACAACCUCAUCAUCCGCCAGGCUCGCCUGUCAGAUACGGCCAACUACACCUGCGUGGCCAAGAACAUCGUGGCCAAGCGCCGCAGCACUACCGCCACCAUCAUUGUCUACGUGAACGGCGGCUGGUCCAGCUGGGCCGAGUGGUCACCCUGCUCCAACCGCUGUGGCCGCGGCUGGCAGAAGCGCACACGGACCUGCACCAACCCCGCCCCACUCAAUGGAGGCGCCUUCUGUGAGGGCCAGGCCUUCCAGAAGACUGCCUGCACCACCGUGUGCCCAGUCGAUGGCGCGUGGACAGAGUGGAGCAAGUGGUCGGCCUGUAGCACCGAGUGUGCGCACUGGCGCAGCCGCGAGUGCAUGGCGCCCCCUCCCCAGAACGGAGGCCGGGACUGCAGCGGGACCCUGCUUGACUCCAAGAAUUGCACCGAUGGGCUGUGCGUACAGAAUAAGAAAACUCUAAGUGACCCCAAAAGCCACCUUCUGGAGUCCUCGGGGGAUGUGGCGCUGUACGCAGGCCUUGUGGUGUCCAUCUUCGUGGUGGUGACCGUCCUCGUGGUGGUAGGGGUGGUCGUGUACCGCCGCAACUGCCGGGACUUCGACACCGACAUCACCGACUCGUCCGCCGCCCUCACUGGCGGCUUCCACCCAGUCAACUUUAAGACUGCGAGGCCCAACAACCCGCAGCUCCUGCACCCACCUGUGCCUCCGGACCUCACUGCCAGUGCCGGCAUCUACCGCGGACCCAUGUACGCCCUGCAGGACUCGGCCGACAAGAUCCCAAUGACCAACUCACCCCUGCUGGACUCCCUGCCCAACCUCAAGAUCAAGGUCUACAACUCUAGCACCACCAGCUCUGGGCCAGGCCUGGCAGACGGCACGUACCCUGGUGAUUUUGCCCGGGAUGCCCACUUCCUGCACCUGCGCAGUGCCAGCCUCGGCUCCCAGCAGCUCCUGGGCAUGCCCCGUGACCCGGGGAGCAGUGUCAGCGGCACCUUUGGCUGCCUGGGCGGGAGGCUCAGCAUCCCUGACACAGGGGUCAGCCUGCUGGUGCCCAAUGGAGCCAUUCCCCAGGGCAAGUUCUACGAGAUGUACCUCCUCAUCAACAAGGCAGAAAACACCCUCCCGCUUUCGGAAGGGACCCAGACAGUAUUGAGCCCUUCGGUGACCUGCGGGCCCACGGGCCUCCUGCUGUGCCGCCCCGUCAUCCUCACGGUGCCACACUGCGCUGAAGUCAGUGCCGGUGACUGGAUCUUCCAGCUCAAGACCCAGGCCCACCAGGGCCACUGGGAGGAGGUGGUCACCCUGGAUGAGGAAACCCUUAACACCCCCUGCUACUGCCAGCUGGAGGCCAGGUCCUGCCACAUCCUGUUGGACCAGCUGGGCACCUACGUCUUCACGGGUGAGUCCUACUCCCGCUUGGCAGUCAAGCGGCUCCAGCUGGCCAUCUUCGCCCCCGCCCUCUGCACCUCUCUGGAGUACAGCCUCAGGGUCUACUGCCUGGAGGACACGCCCGUAGCACUGAAGGAGGUGCUGGAGCUGGAGCGGACCCUGGGUGGCUACCUAGUGGAGGAGCCAAAACCCCUGCUGUUUAAGGACAGUUACCAUAACCUGCGCCUCUCCCUCCACGACCUGCCCCACGCCCACUGGAGGAGCAAGCUGCUGGCCAAGUACCAGGAGAUCCCCUUCUAUCACAUUUGGAGUGGCAGCCAGAAGGCCCUGCACUGCACCUUCACCCUGGAGAGGCAUAGCCUGGCCUCCACGGAGCUCACCUGCAAGAUCUGCGUGCGGCAGGUGGAGGGGGAGGGCCAGAUAUUCCAGCUGCACACCACGCUGGCAGAGACGCCUGCUGGCUCCCUGGACGCCCUCUGCUCCGCCCUCAGCAGCGCAGUCACCACCCAGCUGGGACCCUACGCCUUCAAGAUCCCCGUUUCCAUCCGCCAGAAGAUAUGCAACAGCCUGGACGCCCCCAACUCGCGCGGCAAUGACUGGCGGUUGUUGGCGCAGAAGCUCUCCAUGGACCGGUACCUGAACUACUUUGCCACAAAAGCGAGCCCCACGGGUGUGAUCCUCGACCUCUGGGAAGCUCUGCAGCAGGACGACGGGGACCUCAACAGCCUGGCGAGUGCCUUGGAGGAGAUGGGCAAGAGCGAGAUGCUGGUGGCCAUGGCCACCGACGGGGACUGCUGA
Lipotes vexillifer (Yangtze River dolphin) is the source of this 2808-nucleotide messenger RNA. It is a transcript of the gene UNC5B, whose product is annotated as unc-5 netrin receptor B. NCBI's taxonomy places the organism in Eukaryota, Metazoa, Chordata, Mammalia, Artiodactyla, Lipotidae. Gene Ontology annotation, molecular function: netrin receptor activity; protein binding. Gene Ontology annotation, cellular component: membrane. The transcript has 17 exons. Gene Ontology annotation, biological process: anterior/posterior axon guidance; netrin-activated signaling pathway. Bases 1 to 2808 code for a protein of 935 amino acids. The record is from RefSeq and is a predicted model, not a curated record.